AUGCCUCGUCCGCAGGCUUACGCCGUCUCAUCUUCUCCUCUCAAUCUCCUCACAACCCUUCCCACGCCAUCAUCAUCCGUUCAUAAGUCGAUGGACGGCCUCUACCUCGAUCUGACCGUCAUGUCGUCCCGAACCUCUCUCAACCGCACUCCAUCGCACAUGAACACGACCAACACUGCCCCUGCGGGCAGCCAGCCGGGAACCGGAGCCCGCUCGACUCGUUCCUCGACCCGCGCGACGGACACCGGGUCCGUGACGAGUGGCGAUGGCGGUCUGGCAGGCAUGUCCCGCUCCUUCUUCGGCCUGAACCGCAAGCCGCGCCGCAACUCUGCCUCCUCUGGCAGCUCGGGGACGCCGCCGCCUCCCCCCGGCCAUCCCUUCAAUGCGGCACGUACCAGCCCCCGUGGCUCCCAGUCACACCCGCAGACGGGCCUGCCUCCCCAGGGUCCCACGGGCCAGCCGAGCCAGGCGAGCCAGAGCCAAGCCAGCUUCCCCCAGAGCACUCACUCGACCUCGCAACAGUCCCAGCAGUCCCAGCAGUCGGCCUCGCAGUCGUCGUACUCGACCUCGACCUCGUCGUCGCUGCCGCGAACCCAGUCCAUUCCCUCGAGCACGAACCACCCUUCCCACACGGGACACGCGCAGGGCGCACCCACUCAGUCCUCGACGGGCGCCCACUCCACCCCGGGCCCUCACUCGGGCGCCCACGCGCCUCAGACCCGCGCAGCGAGCCUCGCAAUGCAGAGGCGGGGGCAGCUUCUGGUGGGCGGCGAGCCAGACGCGCCAGUGGCACUUGAACGAGGACAUCCUCCUGUUCCGGCACGUGGAGCGCAAUGGGGCGCUGAACUGGGACCAGGCCGUGCCGGGUCGUACGGCCGAGGAGGCGCGAAUUGCCUGGGUGAGCCGCGUUUCGCCUAG
Trichosporon asahii var. asahii CBS 2479 is the source of this 918-nucleotide messenger RNA. RefSeq lists its product as uncharacterized. Bases 1 to 918 code for a protein of 305 amino acids. The transcript has 3 exons. The record is from RefSeq and is a predicted model, not a curated record. Lineage: Eukaryota; Fungi; Basidiomycota; Tremellomycetes; Trichosporonales; Trichosporonaceae.